GUUUUUUGUAGGGGGCGGGUUGAAGGUUUUCUACGAUGCAAGCUACUUUCUUAGUCCACCUGCAUCCUCUUCUUCUGAUCAGAGUGAAGAGGAGAAUUAAGAGUGAGGCGUUCAGAAACAGACAGGGAGGAGAGAAAAAGAGAGGAAAGAGAUAACUGAGUUCUUCAGAGAAAGAGUCGAGGAGGGAGAGUCAUGGAUGCAGAGACUUUCUUCUCUGAUCCCACCUUCUGUUACCUCCUGGACGGGAUCCUGGUUGUUUACUGCCUCAUCGCCACGGCGUUCUUCUUCAGAGAAAAGUUUUCUUCCCUCCCGUCUGCAGAUGUUGGAGCUCCUGAGGAAAAUGGACUUAUUUACGAGGAGCUCGAUAGAACAAGAGAUGCUGAUCCCUACGAGGUGCUCGACCCCUCGAAGAGAAAGAAAAGAGCGAAGAAGAAGAAACCCAAGCCGACCCAAGAUCAGCAAAGAGAUACAGACCCCGAUGAGUCUCUGGCCACUCAGGACUCAGCUCCACCUCUGCCUCCAUCUCGUUAAUGUCAUUUAACCCGGCUCCAGCUUUUUCAAAUCUAUGUCAAUGGACUAUUUGUCUUAUACGUAAUUAUAGACUCAAUCUGUGUAAACAUUUGUCACUUUUUUUUAAAUAUUAAUAAAAGAAAUGUAGAAAAAAUACAUUAUUUGAUAAAGAUUAGAUAAUUGUUGACGCUUUUCUGUCACAGUCCUGAUUGAAAUUAAACUCUUGAGAUCUGUUUUGCAUUCUUCAUAACUCAGACUUUGUAUUAAAAAAAAAAA
This is a messenger RNA of Labrus bergylta (ballan wrasse), 786 nucleotides long. RefSeq names its product T-cell surface glycoprotein CD3 zeta chain. The record is from RefSeq and is a predicted model, not a curated record. NCBI's taxonomy places the organism in Eukaryota, Metazoa, Chordata, Actinopteri, Labriformes, Labridae.